Molecule: messenger RNA, 417 nt
Organism: Sparassis crispa
Lineage: Eukaryota; Fungi; Basidiomycota; Agaricomycetes; Polyporales; Sparassidaceae
Product: Histone H2A
Exons: 4
Coding region: 1-417 (138 amino acids)
Cellular component (GO): nucleosome
Molecular function (GO): protein heterodimerization activity; structural constituent of chromatin; DNA binding
Source: RefSeq, a predicted model, not a curated record
AUGUCUGGCAAAGGAAGUGGCAAGUCCAAGUCUGGCAAGGCAUCCGGCGAACCCUCUGGCAAGUCCCAGUCGCGUUCCGCCAAAGCUGGUCUCCAGUUCCCCGUCGGUCGUGUCCACCGUCUUCUCAGGCGGGGCAACUAUGCGAAGCGUGUCGGUGCGGGCGCACCUGUCUACCUCGCUGCAGUACUUGAGUAUCUUGCAGCUGAAAUCCUUGAGCUAGCGGGAAAUGCGGCACGCGACAACAAGAAGCAACGUAUCAUUCCUCGACAUCUGCAGCUCGCCAUCCGGAACGAUGAAGAGUUGAACAAGCUCCUUGGCGACGUUGUCAUAUCGCAAGGUGGUGUUGUACCAUUCAUCAACCCAGAGCUCUUGCCCAACAAAACACAAAAGGGUAAGAAGGACAGCCAGGAGGUGUAG